AUGGCAGACGAAGAUUCCACAUCCCCAAAGCCAUUUCGGGUCAUUGUUAUUGGGGCCGGUAUUGUCGGCUUGUCGCUCUCACACGCUCUACAACUAGCCAAUAUCGAACAUGUCGUCCUCGAAAAGCACGACAAGAUUGUUUCACUAAAAGGCGCAGCGCUGAUUAUCUGGCCGGCUGUCGCACGCAUCUUCGACCAAUUUGGUAUUCUCGAUAGAAUCACCAAAACCACGUCGCCCGUCGAUGCCUCUUACAAACGAUGGCCAGACGGAAGUCUGAUCUGUCGCGAUGAUACUAUGCAGGCUGUGAGCAAACUCUUCAAAAUACCGAGUAUCCUAUUCGAUCGCCAAACUUGCGUGUCGCACCUAUACGAGGGACUACCGGACAAGUCCAAAAUCCACACCAGUAGGCGCCUUGAACGUAUCGAGCAAACCGAUACGGGUGUUCGUGUCCACCUAGCCGAUGGCUCUAUCGAAGAAGGAGACAUGGUUAUCGGCGCAGACGGUGUGCACAGUCAUGUCCGGAAGCUCAUGUGGGACCACGCCGACAAGUUCGAACCAGGCAGCAUCCCCGAAACCGACAAACAAGUCAUGUCAUUCGGAGAAUACAGAGGUUUGUUUGGCGUCAGUACGCUACCCAACAAUGCUCAACUCGGCACCUCCAACACGAAUAUGAUUCUCGGUCAAGACGUUACCAUGCUUCUCUUUUCGCAGAUGGGAAGGGCUAUGUGGGGUAUCACUUUCAAAGACGAAUUUCAAAAGGCAGAGCAGAAAGGUAAAGCUACUGAGGCAGAGAUUGAGGCGGUGGCGGAGAGAUUCGCCGAUCUUCCUAUGACAAAAAACAUCACACUGGGCGAUAUAUGGAAGACAAACGAACGGCACGGUCUUCUCUACGUCGAAGAAGGCGUCCUGAGUAAAUGGCAUGCCGGGCGCAUAGUUCUCAUGACAGCCGACCUCGGCAUGGGCGCCAACAUAGCCGUCGAGUCCGCCGUCCACCUCUGCAACAUCCUGCACCGCGAAUUCGCCUCCAACCCCACCCGCCGCAUCUCCACCCCCGAUCUCGCCGCCUUGUUCGCCGAAUACCAAGCCGGUCGCCACGCACGAGCAAAAGAAUACGUCGAAACCAGCGGCAAGCUCACGCGCAUGAACAGCUACCAGUCACGCUUCAAUUACUUCUUUGCUGGGUAUUUGCACAAAUACAUUGUGCCGUCUCAGAAAGCGGGGCUCAUCGAAUCGCUGAGUGUGGCGCCUAAACUGGAUUACGCUCCGACAAGGACGAUUGACGAGAGUGCUGAGGGGUGGCACUGGAUGGAGAAGCAAGAGAUGAAGAAAGGGAAGAAGGGCGGUUGGUUCAAGUACAUGGUCUUGACAUCCGUUGUGGGGGUGACUGCUGCGUAUAUGGCGCGUGCUGGGGUACCAGCGCUGCUGAUGAAGUUGACUGUGUAA
Messenger RNA from Alternaria viburni, 1443 nucleotides. RefSeq lists its product as uncharacterized. The coding region runs from base 1 to 1443 and encodes 480 amino acids. The record is from RefSeq and is a predicted model, not a curated record. Gene Ontology annotation, molecular function: FAD binding. The transcript has 3 exons. NCBI's taxonomy places the organism in Eukaryota, Fungi, Ascomycota, Dothideomycetes, Pleosporales, Pleosporaceae.